Auanema sp. JU1783 is the source of this 981-nucleotide messenger RNA. Lineage: Eukaryota; Metazoa; Nematoda; Chromadorea; Rhabditida; Rhabditidae. The record is from the annotation of a GenBank genome assembly.
AUGUGUAUGACAACGAGAGUUUCACCAAAACGUUUGCUUCUAUGGAUUGGCUAUGAUGGAUCCAAAUUUCCUGAAAUGGCUCGAGGCGGGACGGGCUUCGGUGUAGUAGACCUCUUGAAACAAACUGUUACGAACUCUUUAGAAGAACUGAAACUAUCUACGCCUGAGGAAGUCAGCACUGUUCGUUUGUCACCUAGUAGUAGGACUGACGCUGGAGUUCACGCAAUUAGGAAUGCCGUGGUAUGCAGAAUUCCCAUGAAAGCUUCCCUUUCCCUUGAAAAUGCGCAGACAAAGGAAAAGUUUCUUGAUCACUGUAAUUCAACUAUGGAUUUAGCCGUUAAAGACGGGAUGAAAUUGUUAAAUUUCGAUCACGUUUCACCCCAUUUUUGUGUUCGCAGGCACGUGUCAUAUAGACGUUACACCUAUCGAAUAGCAGUUUGCCGUGAUUGGGAUACGUUUGAGAAGCUUCGAUAUGAUCCUUCUAUCGUUUGCUUUUCUGAAAGAAACUAUAUAUGGCUUUUACCUCCAGAAUUUGAUUUGGAGAAAGCACGAAACGUCACAAAAUGCUUUGAAGGCGUCCAUGUCAUGGGAUCGUUUUUCAAGCACACUGCACGUGAAAAAAGAAAAGAGGUGAUAUCACUUAGUGCUAUAAGAAAUAUAUUGUUAUGCAACAUCACGAAGGGAGCAGAAAUCAGUAUUCCAAACUCCCACUAUGACUAUUAUAACGUCACAGUUGUUGCGAAAUCAUUUCUGAGAGAACAAAUUCGAAGGAUGAUGUCUUGCAUAGUAUAUCAUUCAUAUAACAGAAUGCCAAUGGAGACUGUGGAAUGGCUAAUAAGAAAUCCUAUUGACACUAGUUUUUUUGAUUUAAAAAUACCCGUAGCUCCUCCCCAUGGAUUGUUUUUGACUGAUGUUGUUUAUGAUCCCACAAUGUUCGAUAAUCCUUUUCCAAAAUACGCUGAUAAUUGGGUUGAAAAUUAA